AUGAAUAAAUUCUAAGAGCAAAUAAUAAAACAAAAUUAGAAGAUUCGUAAUCCUCUCUAUUAAAACCUUAUUAUUUUGGGAUAAUUUUUUUAUACUCUUAUAUGGAUUUUUAUAGCUAUUUAAAUUUUAGGACAAUAAAGGGAAAACCUGCAUUUUAAAAUAUUUUAUUAUUUCAGUUUACCCACUAUUUCAAUACUAUUCAAUAUUGAGUAAGUCAUCAUAUAAAGCAUUGCGAUAAUUUUUUCAUUAACCUUUCUUUUGGCUCUGUUGUUGGGAGCAAACUAGAAAUAUUCAUACAAGUUUCUUGGCGUCCUUUGGGAUGCCUACCCAAACAUAUGGCAAAUCAUAAUUAUUUAAAAUAGUGGGCAUUGCUUACUAACCGAUAAUCUUAACUUAAUACUGGGGAUAAUUAAUAUCAUAAUGGCAAUUAUAAUUUCUCAAUUAACCAGCCUGUACUCAUUUUCACAAAACACAAGCCAAAAACUAAUUAAAUCCUAUUUCGAAAGGACCCUGCUUCCAUUUUGCUAUUCAAUAUUGGCAUUAUUCGCAGGUUUCCAAAUAAAUAACUAAUACAUAUCGUAUCUGUAUUUAGGUGCACAAUUGAUAUUUGAUCUUUAUUUUGGGAUAUUGUACUAUGUCAAGCCCCAUAUGCAAUAUUUAAAUAUGAAAACGCAGAAAUUGGUUGUUCUGUGUUCAUUCAUCAGAUUUCCACUGGUGUUAUUCCUAUUUUAUUACCAGGGCGACGAAGUUAUAUAUUUAUCUUUAUUUUCACUUCCACUCAUGAUACAAAUCCACCUGGUGCUUUGGGAAAAGAGAUUCAUGAGUUUAAUAUACACAACCAAUAUGUUUUUCUAGUACAUCUGUCUGGGUAAGUUUAGAGAGAUGGACAACUUAAUUGAAUGCUACAUCGAGUACUACUUUGAAAUCGUCAAUUACAAGAAACCAUUGAACAGAGUGUUGAUGCUGAGUAUAUAUUGCAAUCACAUGAACAUGUGCUAAAACCUCAAGUGUUUUUGUUAAAACAGGAACUUCCAUGAUGGUGUUACCAUAACGACUCAGUUAUCAAUAGAUGUGAAGGAUAUUUAGCAGCAAGUCAAUUUCGCAGUGGCAGAAUAGGAUAUUUAAAUGUGUUUUAAGGAACUGAUGUUAUUAUUUUUUGACAACUAUAUCAAGCAUGUAAGAUAUACUGCUAUGGGAGAAACGUUAAUCUUAAAAUAAAGUCUUUACGAAAGUGAGAACUUUAAGCAGAGAUUGUUUUAAGCCAAACUCAGAUUUUAAUAUUUGAAGAUAUAUUAUAAUAAGUACCACCCCCAAUUCUUGGAGAGGUGGGCAACAUGUACAUUGGUUACUGAAAAACUGCAAUUUUACAUAGGUGGUGUUAAUAAUUUGAAUUUCGAUCUUUCGUAAUCUUUGUAAUAUUUUAAAUUACUAGAAAACAUUCAGAAUAACAUAUGCAAAGUGAUUGAAGAUAAAAUACUUAUCUUAGAAUUGUUGAAAAGGAAUUAUUAAAAUCCAGUGCCUUAUCUAUUACACAAUUCUACUCAACAAUAUUUGAAUGAAUGCAAUCAACUAGAAUUAUAAAUAAAAUAACUUAUCUAACUCAAUGGAAUAUCAGCUGAAGUUAGAGAUUUAUAGGAUGAAUUCUAUUCUUAAAUUAAAGUAGACUACGGGUUCAAGAACAUUCGCAAAAAAACAACCAUUCCUUUCAUAAACCAAAAUCAAACAGCCUUUGUAAUCUGUGAUUAUGAAGGAGAACUUGUAAUAAGGGAUUAUUCUGGCAACUUCAUAUCCAUGAUUGAUGUAAGUUCAUAAGUCAAGGGAAGUGCUAUCGAAUAAAUAGUUCCUGUCAUAUUGUAACAAUAUCAUAGGGUUGCUAUUGCUCAGAUGAUCAAUACUGGCCAAACCAAACUUGUAAAUAAGGAUUAAUACACUCUAAUGGUUAAAUCGGAAAAGUAUAUCUUGGAAGUAGAUGCACUAUUAAGAUUUGAUUAUAGACAAAUGGAUUUCUUAAGGUUCAUAGGUUUCAUCCAAUUGAGAGACAAGGAUAGCAUUUUAUUGCUCGCAAACGACAAAGGAAAGCUUGAUUCAUAUUCUAGAUCUGCUGGAGUGCUGCUAAAGCUGGACGAGGUUGACCUUAAUUUUUUGAAUUACUCUUACUUAUCCCCUUGUUUGUUAGAUGAUAAGGAGGAGUAGGAGUUCGAUGGAUUCAUUUUAAUUCCUAAGAGGUUGUUUAGAUCAGAUAUUUUGGGAUACAUGAGAUACUUUAUAGGAUCUCCUGAUGAGUGCUUCAUUUUCUUGGUCAACGCUUAACAUUAAAAAAAGACCUACACUUCAGUUACAAUAUAAUGUUUGAAGGUGAAUUCAUUUUAUUAAUUGAAAGAAAUGGAUUUCAAAAUAAUAGCCUUGGAUAUUAUGAUAAGAUAGAUUAUGAUCUUAAAAUAAGUGUACAAGUCUCAAUAUUUGGCAUCUCCUGAAUAAAUUCGCAAAAUCUAAACUUUCAAAAAGACUUUUAAAAUUCAACCGACAAUAGAAUUUAAUGAAGGAGAGUACAAUUUAAUUUGUGAAGAUGAUUCAGAAAGAGAAAUAUAAAUACAAGGCAGAAACCAAAAUAUUCUCCCUGAAUUCAUUCCAUCUCUAGAUUCAAUCAGAACUUAAAAUGAGAAAUUGCUUCUAACUUUUGAUCAAUAUAGAGAUUAUCACAAUACUUAAAGCAAGGAUAAAUCAUUUGAAUAAUAAUAGAAAUUGGAAACUUUUGAGGGUUCAAAGUCAGAGUUGGAUGUAUACAGUAAAUAAAAAAAGACUACUAAUUAACUUAUAGAAAUUGAAUUGAAUGCUUCAGAAGAUCAAAACAUUGAGGAGUAAUUACAAAUUAUUUUAACUACUGUGAAGGCUAGACAAACACGAAAAGAAAUGCUGGAAAUGAAAAAUUAAUUGAAAAAUAAACAUAAAGCUAGUACUUGGCAUGGAAAUGGGAAUGCAUAUACUUAAAAACAAUUAGUUAGAAAUAUUGUACAUUAAUUCUAAAUAUCUUCAUUAAGCUCAUUAUUGUCUAUAAAAAUAGUGUCAUGCUUUUUAGUAAUUAUAAACAUUGGAUUUGUCCUUGGAUUUGUUAUUAACAGUCUAAUCAAUAUAGCUGGUAUAUAGAUGGAUUCUAACAAUUAAACCUAUCCUUUAAUAUUGUUUCAAGACCUCAAUUUGGUAUUAAUGGGGAUACAACUUGAUGAUUGGAGUGAAUCAAAUUAAGAAUUAGCAUAAAACUUUAAGGUUUUGGGAGCAGAGCAAUACCAAAAUUUGAGUAUUCAUGUUAAUGAUAUUUAAAAUGACUAUCAUACAUUUCUAUAGGAACUUGAUCAAGAAACAAUAUAGGUUUAAGAAAAUGGGAUACCAAUUACUUAUUUUAAGAAAUAUUUCCUCAAAAACUAUAUGGUGGAAAAGCUGAGGACCAUAUAAGAAGCUGAUUAAGUUCCAUUGCUUGGAGAUGACAGUGAGUUCCUAUUUGAUAAUUUUCCAAAAAUAGCAGACUAAUUAUGGAACUUAGAAAGUAAAACAACCAGAGAUGUAGUUGAAAGAAUAGAUGAAUUAGAUUAAAUGUCAAAAUUAUUAUUAAUCCUUUCAGUUAUUUGUAAUCUUAUAGCAAUAACAAUAUAUUUGACAAUUCUGAUGGGUAUUAUUUAGUGGAGAAAUCAGCUUUAUUCAACCUUGUUUCUAUUCAACAACAUUUAAGUGCUGAUUACUUAAUUAUCGGACUCAAUCAGUCGUACGGUUAUCUAAGCAUCUAAUAACAAAGGGUAUGACGAGGUAAACAACAAGAAAAUUAAGUUUAUUUGGUAAGUUUAUGGGGCUGUAACCUUUUUUUUACUUUCAAUUAUCUCUUUAGGAUUUUAUAUACCAUUAUUCCUGUAUAUAGAUUCCGUCAACUUACAAUCAAUCGACGUUAAUUAAUUACAGACUGAACUCACUAUGAUGCAACUGAAAUAGUCAUUGAUUCUCACUUGGUGGUCUGUUAAUCAAACAGAAGGUGCACAAAAUAUUGGCUUAAUUCACAAUACUUCUAUUAUUUAAUAGGUAAUUGACGAGUGUACCCCAUCAGAGUAUUUUGUUUUGUAUGAUCUCCCUUUUGAUAGUAAGUAUGAUUACUUUCCAGAAAUUCAGCAGUAUACUACAACUUCCAUUUGCAAUUGCUCUUUGUUGUAAAAUUAAUUGAAGAAUGGAUUUUAAGGGUUUUCAUCUUAUGUUUCUCAACACUUAUAUGAUCCAGAUUCAUAAAUUGAAAUUAUGCAAGCUUAUAAAUUUGUAUUUGAAUUUCAAAUCCAAAAAAAAAAAGAGUUUGAUGAUUAUAUGGAAACUCGAUUACAAAAUACUUUAUUAACGCUAUAAAUCAUUCUAGAGAUAAGCAUGGUACUUAUCAUAACAAUUUAAUCAUCACUUCUAUUUAUAAUUCAUGGAUAAAUUAAGAAAUUGGUUAAAUCUACUAAAAGCAUCAUGUACUUAUUUCCUCCUCAAAUUCUAGCAAACAAUAAAUAUGCAUUAUAAGUAUUAAUCUAAGGUAGUAAUUAAUGA
Paramecium octaurelia is the source of this 4560-nucleotide messenger RNA. The record is from the annotation of a GenBank genome assembly. NCBI's taxonomy places the organism in Eukaryota, Ciliophora, Oligohymenophorea, Peniculida, Parameciidae.